AUGGGCACCAGUCUGGUUCUCUGUACACAGAAAAAAUCUCUGAUCGAGCAGGAGCUGCUGGAGGAUGAAAUUGUUGUCUUCGUGAAGAAUGAGCUAACAAGGAUGAAGAAUUCUCUGAAUCCAGAAUUCUCUGACUUGUCAGAAAGUCAAAAUGAGGACGAGGAGCAAAGGAGCAGAAGGGAAGCAUUUCUGAAACUCACAGUGCACUUCUUGAAUAAAAUGAAUCAAAAGGACCUUGCUGUCUUUCUGAUGAGCAAAAACCCUCAUCCACACUUUGGGUAUAAACUUAAAUCUGACAUAAAGAAGAAGUUGCAGCCUGUGUUUGAGGGGAUUUCUAAAGUACGAAACUCCUCCAGUCUGAAUCAAAUCUACACCGAGCUCUACGUCACAGAAGGCGGGAGUGGAGAGGUCAAUAAUAAAGAUGAGGUCAGACACACUGAAAGAAAUGUCAUUAAAGGUGAAACAACAAUCAGAUGUGAAGACAUGUUUAAAACAUCAACCGCAAGAGACAAACCAAUCAGAACAGUGCUGACAAAGGGAGUGGCUGGGAUCGGGAAAACAUUCCUGACACAUAAGUUCACUCUGGAUUGGGCUGAGGGCACAGCUAACCAGGACAUAAAGUUGAUAUUCCCAUUCACAUUCAGAGAGCUGAAUCUGCUGAAAAAUAAAAGAUUCACCUUGGUUGGACUUGUUCAUCACUUUUUUAGUGAAAUCAGAGAAGCAGGAAUCUGUAACUUUGAAAACUUCAAAGUUGUGUUCAUCUUUGAUGGUCUGGAUGAGGCUCGAUUUCCUCUGGACUUCCACAACACUGAGAUGCUGACUCAUGUUACAAAGUCCACAUCAGUAGGUGUGCUGCUGAUGAAUUUAAUCACUGGGAAUUUGCUUCCUUCUGCUCACUUGUGGAUAACCACAAGACCUGCAUCAGUGGGUCAGAUCCCCUCCAAAUAUUUAGACGCUCUCACAGAGGUCACAGGGUUCAGUAACCCACAGAAGGAAGAGUACUUCAGAAAGAAAUUCAGAGAUGAGAAGCAGGCCAACAUCAUAAUCUCCCACAUAAAGACAUCAGAAAGCCUCCACAUCAUGUGCCAGAUCCCAGUCUUCUGCUGGAUCACUGCUACAGUUCUGGAAAACCUGUUAAAAAGCAGCGAGGAAAAGAGGUUGCCCAAGACCCUGACUGAGAUGUACAUUCAUUUCCUGGUUGUUCAGACCAAAGUGAAGAAUAUUAAGUAUGAUGGAGGGGAAAGGACAGAUCCACACUGGACUGCAAAGAGUAAGAAGAUGAUUAAAGAACUGGGGAAACUGGCGUUUGAGCAGCUGCAGAAGGGAAACCAGAUCUUCUAUGAAUCAGACCUGAUAGAGUGUGACAUUAGUGUCAGAGAGGCCUCAGUGUACUCAGGAGUGUUCACACAGAUCCUUAAAGAAGAGAGAGGACUGUACCAAGAGAUGGUGUUCUGCUUCAUCCAACCGAGUGUUCAGGAGUUUCUGGCGGCUCUUCAUGUCCAUCUGACAUUCACCAACUCAGGUGUCAACGUGCUGGAAGAAGAGCAAACAGCCUCUAUACAGGCCAAAGAGUCUUUGGCAAUACGUUUCUACCAGAGUGCUGUGGACAAGGCCUUACAGAGUCCAAAUGGACACCUGGAUUUGUUCCUUCGCUUCCUCCUGGGUCUCUCAAUGCAGACCAAUCAGAAUCUCUUACAAGGCCUACAUUGA
Messenger RNA from Neolamprologus brichardi, 1710 nucleotides. NCBI's taxonomy places the organism in Eukaryota, Metazoa, Chordata, Actinopteri, Cichliformes, Cichlidae. The record is from RefSeq and is a predicted model, not a curated record.